AUGGUGAGCUAUCUGAAUUUCCAUCCAGUAUUGAACGUGCGGCGAGUGGAGGCAGCUAGGAGCCUCACAUGCCCAACCCCUGCCGCCCCCCCGCCUCCCACUUACCCCUCCUCCCGAUCCCCCACUCCCCAGACCCCCAUGACCCCCAUGGUGAGCUAUCUAAAUCUCCAUGCGGUGCUGAACGUGCGACGGGUAGAAGCAGCUCGGAGCCUCAUGCGCGCAAAGCAGCAACUGGCGCAACUACAGCAGCAGCAACAGCAGCUGCAGUAUCAGCAUCAGCAACGGCAGCAGCAGCAUCCCCAUCAGCAGCAGCAGUAUCAGCACCAGCUGCAGCGGUUGCAGCGGCACAAGCAGCAACUGGAGAACAAAAUUAACUCCCUCGUUCUCACCAAGGUACCCAGGGUCCUUCUAGUAGGCCCCACAGACUCUGGCAAGUCAACCCUAGCACGCAUGUUGCUCUGCUGGGCGGCCAGGCAGCAAUGGCACCCCACCUACGUGGAUCUAGACGUGGCUCACAGCAGUGUCACUGUGCCGGGGGCAGUAGCGGCCACGCCAGUGGAAGCACCACUGGAAGCGAAUGCGAGGAGUGUUGAAGAGGCGCCUCUGGUGUUGUUCUAUGGACACACCAACCCCAGUGCCAAUCUCGACCUAUAUCGAGCGUUAGUGACGGCAAUGGCAGAUGCAACGGACAGGCGACUAGGCAUCACACCCUUGGGAGACGGAGGAGCGGAGGAGGGGGGAGGGGAUGGGGGAACAGCAGGGGCAGGGGCAGGGGCAGGGAGGGAGGCAGCAGGAGGGGCGGAAGCUAUUGGGGCGGCAGCGAUAGGGGCGGCAGCGAUAGGGGCGGUUCCAGUGGAGGCAGCAGCAGCGGGGAUGAUAGCGAACAGCAUGGGAUGGGUGGAUGGGGCUGGUUACCAGCUGCUGCUGCACUCCAUUGAUGCCCUACGGGCCAACGUGGUGCUUGUACUGGGGCAGGAGCGGCUCUACAGCAUGCUCUCGGAGCACUACCGAAGCAAAGCAGCAGCUGCUGCUGCAGAUGGUACCCCUGCCGGCCAUGCAGCGGCGGUGGAGGUGGUGAAGCUUGUGCGGUCCGGAGGUGCCGUGUCCCGUGCUUCCAAAUUCAGGCAGCGGCUGAGACAAGCAGUCAUCAAGGCGUACUUCUACGGGCCAGAGCGGCAAUUCUCGCCUCAUUCGAGCACAGCCAGCUGGUUGGAUUACACGGUGCUGAGGGUAGGGGGAGGCCCGCAGGCACCGCAGUCAGCGCUACCCAUUGGUGCAGCGAGGGUUUCAGACCCGCUUCGCACUGCACCAGUGGUUCUUUCUCGGGAGCUGGAGCAUCAUGUGCUGGCAGUUUCACAUGCCAAGGAGGAGAAGGACGCUGUUACAGGGACUGCUCUCUGCCACGAAACUGCCUGUUGGUUUGAGGAGGCGCUGGUGGAGAAGCCCAUCUUUCCUGGCUUGGAGAGCUCUGCAAUGGCUGAUGUUGAGACCGAUAAUGCUGGGGUUCUGAGCGGUGCUGCUGCUGUUGCUGCUGCUGCUGCUGCUGCUGCUGCUGCUGCUGAUGAUAUUGAGACCGAAUGGGCUGUGCAUGACGGGGAGAUAGGAAGUGGGAGUCAUCUGGACGUGUACCAGGGCCAGAAUAGCGGGAAAGCUGAGGGGAGGAGGACCUUGCACCAUAUGGGUUUCCUCGUGUACCAGCUGGGGGGACUUCUGAAUGGAAGGAUGAGCUGCCUGUAG
Molecule: messenger RNA, 1737 nt
Organism: Closterium sp. Naga37s-1
Lineage: Eukaryota; Viridiplantae; Streptophyta; Zygnematophyceae; Desmidiales; Closteriaceae
Source: the annotation of a GenBank genome assembly